This is a messenger RNA of Gasterosteus aculeatus aculeatus (three-spined stickleback), 4999 nucleotides long. Lineage: Eukaryota; Metazoa; Chordata; Actinopteri; Perciformes; Gasterosteidae. The record is from RefSeq and is a predicted model, not a curated record.
GGUAGGUUAGCCGAAGACACAGCGGUAAAAAGCCUCUAAUUUCACACUGCAACCAAAUACCGGGAGAAAGUAACGGAAGCGCCGCGUGCGUCACAGUCACGUGGGGGAAGUGCUGACUACCAGAGCGCUCACUUCAUAUCUUUCAACAAACUGCCUGUCAAUUAGUCGGCCGGAUCUUUACUCUGUUCGGCACGUGAGGACCGAGAGGCAGCGAAGGAGCUGUGAUAGAUCAGGGAACCACCUGGUGGGUUUCACACCUCAAUUCUCCCAAACGGCGCAACUUUUAAGUGCCGCAUUGAAGCGACUCAAAUACCAGUUCCCCUGCAGUUUCCUGAUAGAUUGUGAGUCUUCUUCCUGCUUUGAGAAUAACAGGAAUUCCUUGGGGAUUUUUGUCGACACCUGCUAGAUUGAACUAACUGUCACUGCGAGCUCACGAUUAGACGGCAUAAAUCCACCCGGACAGCCACACACUCCUGUGAUCAACGGGCCGCAGAGUGACGAGCUAACGGAGCUAAGAGCUAAGAUUGACACCUUGAACAGCCGGGGCUUCAGAUAGAUGGCAGACAAGCAGAUCAGUUUGCCCGCCAAAUUGCUCAAUGGGGGGAUCGCUGGCCUGAUUGGAGUGACCUGUGUGUUUCCCAUCGAUCUGGCCAAGACUCGCUUGCAAAACCAGCAAAAUGGAUCUCGCCUUUACACCAGCCUGUCAGAUUGCCUUAUUAAGACCAUCCGGUCGGAGGGCUAUUUUGGGAUGUACCGAGGAGCGGCGGUGAACUUAACACUAGUCACGCCAGAGAAAGCCAUCAAAUUGGCUGCCAACGACUUCUUCAGGCAACACCUCUCCAAGGAUGGAAAACUCACUCUGCUCAAAGAGAUGCUGGCCGGGUGCGGGGCAGGUACAUGCCAGGUUAUUGUAACAACUCCUAUGGAGAUGCUGAAAAUCCAGCUCCAAGAUGCUGGACGAAUCGCGGCUCAGAGGAAGCUGAUGCCUGAGACGGUGGCAGCAGGUUCUGUGGAGCCCAAGUCUCCAACAGCCAUGCAGCUCACCAGGGAACUAUUUAGGGAAAAGGGUAUCGCUGGGUUGUACAAGGGCCUCGGGGCCACCUUGCUCAGGGAUGUUCCUUUCUCCGUCAUCUAUUUCCCCCUUUUUGCCAACCUGAACAACCUGGGCAAAAGGGGCGCAGAGGGGCCCGCUCCCUUCUACGUGUCCUUUGUGUCCGGCUGCCUUGCCGGCAGCACCGCGGCUGUUGCCGUCAACCCCGUUGAUGUGAUAAAGACCAGGCUGCAGUCGCUGAACCGAGGCAGCGCAGAAGACACGUACAGUGGAGUGACUGACUGUAUCAGGAAAAUCCUGCAGAAUGAGGGACCCUCCGCCUUCCUGAAGGGAGCCUACUGUCGAGCUCUGGUCAUUGCACCUCUGUUUGGGAUCGCCCAGGUGGUCUACUUCUUGGGCGUGGGCGAAUAUAUUCUCAGCUUCUUGACUAAAAAAGAGCACUAGGAAGCCCGUCCUUUCUGCCUUUCCCCUCCCACAAUGCAUCCCGCCAACUGCACUCACCUCAUUCUGAAAGAAAUUUUCAAUGGGUCUAAGCGUGAGUGGUCAGUACAUGUUGUUUUGAAUUUAUUGUGUUGAAUGUUGAAGUACUUUAGGAGGGGGCCUUUGUUUGCCAAGCUGCCUAUGGUGGCACACACAACAAUCCAGUAGGCGUGCUGAGCUAGCUCUCUGGAAAUUGGAAGCCACGGAUAUCAGUUUUAAGUUUUAAUUUCCACAUUUUAUGGCAUUUUCUCUAAAUGAUUGUCAAAUUUCCAAAGUACAUGUACUGCCCUUGGUUGCUGUGGUUCUCUCAGGUCCACGCAACCUCAUUUUAAAUCACAUUAGUAGCUGAAUAACAGAGAAGACCAUAGUGAUCUAUUGAAAAUGAUACAUCAUAGAUUAAAUGCACAUACUUUAAAACAUAGGAAUAUAGUACUUUCUAAAAGAAUGCUAUUCAAAGAAUUGCCCCAGACCGUUUGUCUUAUAAAUAUAGUAUAUUUAGAGUUAGAGCAGAACAUAGAGUAUGCCUCGUGUUCAGACAAAGACCCAGGGACAUGCAGCCUUUGAUUGCCUUGGCUUUUUAGACUGGAUCAGGUUCCAUUUGAUAUUUACUGCCACCACAAUGGUUUGACUGUCUUGCCUCAGUGAAAAAGAUAUCUCCUGUUUCACAUUCACAAGCUGAACUUAAGGGACAGUGUUCAAAACCCGGGCAGUACGCACCCCUCCCCAACCACAGGCACGCGCUGCUCAAAGCAGCCUCUGUGCUCCUUUCCACGGGUUGGAGCUGUCAUGCAUGUCCACCAAUUACAGACGUCAGGGCAGGAGUUGGAGAGACGAUGGAAAACACCUGCGGUGACGUUUGAUUCGUUGUGGGCUCAGAUGAAAGCUUCAGCUUGGAGACCUACCUGUGUCCAGGUAGUCAUUUUAAUACGGUUAGGGUUAUUAGAUUUUAAAGAUGGACAGACAGACGUUCCAUGAGCACAGUCAUCCAUUGUGGAGCCAGUAAGACCUUCGAUGAAGGAGUUCAAACCACUUUCGAUCCAGACAUAAUUAUUAUUGUUUACAGAUGAGGUCACUCUCAAUUUAGAUUAUUUUGUCCGAUUCGUUGGCAGGACCCAAAGAGCUAAUGGUACAUUUUUCUUUAUCCGAAAAUCAAGGCAAUGUGUUUUCUGCGCUCUAUGAUUUUACCAAACAUUUGCUUUAGAGGUUUUGUUUGCUUUAAGCUGCAAAGGGAAAGCAGCCUCGUCGUAUCUUGUUUAUGCAUCACAACACUGAAGCCCCGCCAUUGGUUUAUCUCGCCGGAGAUCAAGGUGACUUUGAUACGUAUUAUCCAAUCACAUUCCUUCCUCGCUCCCACUGUUCAAGCAGCUCCUCAAUUAUACCGCUGCACCGUAGAUACGCGAUGCAACUUUUCAAUGUCUUAUUGUUUGUGGGAGUGAGAUCUCUUUAUCAGAUAUCCUUUCUAUAGGCAGUAUAGCACUAUAUAUUUGUAUGUGAUGUUUUUUCUGUGUCAAAGUGUCCACCUUAACUUUAUUGUAAAUAUGCAGAUAAAAUGAACCAUAUGUUUUAGGAUUUAUUCUUUUGGUUUGUACAUGAUGGCUUAUUUGCACACCUACCUCUCCAGCCCCCCCCUGCCCCCACGCCCUCAAAUCCAUAAUAUGGUGAUUUUAUGUUCUGAUGAUUUGGACAUAUCAAAUGAGGGAACAUGUUUUACUGCAGCAAACAUCAUUUGAACCUGCAGCAUGUUGAUGAGGUUUUUUGGAGGUUCCAUUGCUCCUGAGCUGUUGGUUAAGUUGGUCUACCUAUUGUCCAGUUUCUUACAGUUUUAUCACCCGGGACCAAACGGAACAGCAUUUUAAUGAUGCUAGAAAGGUUAGGAGGCUUUAGGGGGAUGGCCUCUGGGACAACUGAAACUGUUCCGCGAGUGCAAUAUCAUCAUAAAUUACAGCCUGAACGAGGCUUUAAGGAACCUGCUGACGUCAGACUGUAAACGGUAACGUCGCUGCCCGGUGCUUCUUUCAUAAGGUGACUGCAAUGUGACAUUGGUGGCACCAACCGCCAAGGCUGUGCCGGCUGAAUCACAUGCCAGCUAGAGAAUCUCAACGUCUUAACGGAAAGCCAUAGGUGAGGGAGGCACAUUAGAGCCGCGGGACGUGGACCGGCCCCUCCAGCCGGUGGGCCAACAGAAGAAAAAAAAGACCCAUCCAGUGUAAACUCGUCAAUACUGUUGUCGUUUCUUCCACAUUCCGAUGGCCAGUUCAUCUCACGUAUUGCUGUUUUAUUGUAAUAAUGCGACUUUGUUAUGAUUUGGAGAACCCCCCCCCGUCCCACCAGCCCCUCCCGUGUUGUUUUCAGAUGCUUUAUUUCCUGUAUCUUUGGUUGAAUCUGGAAAAUGUUGUGCAAAGUCAUUUUGUUUAACUCAGCUGUGAAUCUUCACUGACCUUGUGCAUUUGGUGGUAUAUGUGCGUGUGUCGAAUUGUGUAGUUCCGUAGUGAUGCGUAGUUGUUAGUGUGAACACGGCGGUAUUUCUCUCUUUGAUUGUCUGACCCGUGUUCUGUCCCCUCCUUCGCUUCUAUCUUUCACACUCCUCUGCCAUCUACCCCCCCCCCCCCUCUCCCCCUCCCCCCAGCAUGCUGGGGCUGCAGGUUAACACAGAGGAGCUCUGAAACACCAAAUGUAUGACUUUGAGUGUGUACAAUCAAAGAAAGCACAAAGGAUUAGUAGGCACAAGAGACGCGUGGCCCUCUUUGGAUACACUCUUGUUGGAACGUACUCUUAUCUCUUGGUGUAUUCAAGUUGAGGUGUCAAUUGCAAUGAGCUUUUUAGGCUUUGUAGGAAAGUUUAUCGAUGUCUGUAAAACUUGAUCCAUAGGGCUGCGACGACAGGUCACUGACCCAUGUGAUGGUGUCCACAAUGUCAUCCAUCAGCAGUUAUCCACAAAAUGUAUAUCGCCUACAUAUUCUAAAUGAAUCAGAUAUAAGAAUGUAUCUUAGAUAUUAUGAGAUGUAUUAUAAUUACAGUGAAGAGUUUAUUACAUUUUAAUCUAAAGAUCUGUGCUUUACACAUUCUCUGAAACGGUUCAAGAACCAGCUCACUGAUAUGCAAUAAGUAUAAACCACACAAAGACGCACACUAGGAAGAAAAAAAAAAACGGUGAACACAGAAAAAAAAUAUCUUCUACAAUGUAUGAUGCAAGUGGGGAAAUUGGAGGCCUUCUGGGGUCUCUCCACGGCCUCCGUUGUCUUCCUCCAAGAGGAAUCGUGCAAAACGGCACUUUAAAAUAGGGACCCUCGCCCAACUGUCCAUCUGCAAAGUCUCUGUGUGGCCAAGGGGGUGUUUAUUGAAAUGUGUGGUGAAUGACACGGUUGUUCUAGACAUUGUUGACAAUGCAAUUGGAAAAAAAGAAAAAGAAAAAAACCCCAGUGUUCCCUUUUCACAAUUUGCUGUUCAAUAAACUGACUGUCCUGAAAA